Molecule: messenger RNA, 738 nt
Organism: Solenopsis invicta (red fire ant)
Lineage: Eukaryota; Metazoa; Arthropoda; Insecta; Hymenoptera; Formicidae
Exons: 1
Coding region: 1-738 (245 amino acids)
Biological process (GO): proteolysis
Molecular function (GO): aspartic-type endopeptidase activity
Source: RefSeq, a predicted model, not a curated record
AUGGAGAAAAGCGACAUCCUGUCGCAAGCCCUGUUCGUGGAAAAACAAAAACGCGACGGAAAACUACAACCCCCUCCUCGCACAGAGACGGUCGGGAGAUAUGGGGCGUCUCAAAGCCGUCUUCACAUAUAUGAUCGCAUUACCGGUCGUCAAUUCCUUGUAGACACGGGCGCGGAGAUUUCUAUUCUUCCCGCAAUGCCUCGCGAUAAAAAACAGCCGACCGAGCACAAAUUAUUCGCGGCUAAUAACACAGUAAUUGAUACCUACGGCGAGCGUCGCCUUACACUAGACCUGGGUCUUCGGCGACCUAUCGCGUGGAAUUUCCGCGUUGCUGCCGUUUCCCACGCCAUUAUUGGCGCAGAUUGUUUAAAGUUCUACCAACUAGUGGUAGACUUACACAAGCGCCGGUUCAUUGACUCGAAAACCAAACUUUCCGCCGUCGGCGAAAUUCGAGUGGUAUCAAAUACUAAAGUCUUUUCAGUAAAUCGCGGAUCUAAAUUCGCAGACAUCCUGUCAGAGUUUCCGGAUAUAACGGGGGUAGAUCAAAUGAUUCCUUCAGGAACUCGUGAUGUCGAGCAUCAUAUCGCGACCUCAGGCCCGCCCGUUGCCGAACGUCCUCGUCGUUUAGCGCCUGACAAAUUAACGGCGACAAAAGCCGAAUUUAAACGGCUUAUGAGUUUAGGCAUUUGUAGGCCUUCAAAUAGCUCCUGGGCUAGUCCACAGGCUCCAUACACUUAG